Messenger RNA from Tarenaya hassleriana, 1277 nucleotides. Its product is annotated as pinoresinol reductase 1-like. Gene Ontology annotation, molecular function: oxidoreductase activity. The record is from RefSeq and is a predicted model, not a curated record. The coding region runs from base 149 to 1126 and encodes 325 amino acids. The transcript is spliced from 4 exons. NCBI's taxonomy places the organism in Eukaryota, Viridiplantae, Streptophyta, Magnoliopsida, Brassicales, Cleomaceae.
CGUAUAUGUGAAUAUAUACAUAAAAUAUACACAUACACACGUCAGGGUGGUAUAAAUAGACCUGUUCCAGGACUCACCUCGCCUCACCGAUCAAAGGGGAAAAGCCAAACACACACACAUAUAGAGAGAGAGAGAGAGCUAGAGAGAGAUGGGAGACGUUGGGGAGGAGAGAAAUGGCGUUUGCGUUAGCGGCGGGAAAACGCGCGUUUUGGUGGUGGGAGGGACAGGGUAUAUAGGGAAGAGGAUCGUAAGGGCGUGUUUGGCUGAAGGGCACGAGACUUACGUUUUGCAGCGUCCAGAGAUUGGACUCGACAUAGAGAAAGUGCAAAUGCUUAUGUCUUUCAAGAAACUCGGCGCCAAACUCGUGGAGGGUUCGUUCUCCGACCACCGGAGUCUUGUCUCCGCCGUGAAACUCGCCGACGUCGUCAUAUCCGCCAUGUCCGGCGUCCACUUCCGUUCUCACAACAUUCUCUUGCAGUUAAAGCUCAUCGACGCAAUCAAAGAGGCCGGUAACGUCAAGAGAUUUUUACCGUCGGAAUAUGGAAUGGAUCCAUCGCGGAUGGGGAAAGCCCUGCCGCCGGGAAGAGAGACAUUCGACGAGAAAAUGGAGGUGAGAAAGGCCAUAGAGGCUGCCGGAAUCCCUCACACUUACGUUCUCGGUGCUUGCUUCGCCGCAUAUUUCGCCGGAAAUCUCUCCCAGAUGGAAACCUUAAUCCCUCCGAAGGAAACAGUCAAUAUCUAUGGAGAUGGGAAUGUGAAAGUGGUGUUCGUGGACGAGGAUGACAUGGCGAGAUACAUAGCGAAAACGGUGAACGAUCCACGAACGGUGAACAAGACGGUGUACGUAAGGCCUCCGGACAACGUUCUAACGCACAUGGAACUGGUCGGAAUAUGGGAGAAGCUGAGCGGAAAGGAACUACACAAGACUCAUGUCCAUGCUCAGGACUUUCUUUCCAACAUGAAAUAUAUGGAGAAAGCAGAGCAAGCAGGGAUAGGGCAUUUCUAUCACAUAUAUUACGAAGGAUGUCUGACGGAUUACGAGGUGGGAGAAGACGAAGAAGCUUCUAAACUCUACCCUCAAGUGAAGUACACUCGCAUGGAUCACUACCUGAGAAUCUUCCUCUAAUAUAUAUAUAUAUAUUACCUUCUCUGUUUUUUUUUUAAAAAAAAUAAAUUCUUAUUCUGGUGAUGUGUUGUUUUGUUUGGUUGACCAAUGUAUAAUUUUACUCCAAUUGAAUAAAACUUCUGAUGGGGAUGACACUCGAGGAAUUAUGAUU